Medioppia subpectinata is the source of this 1399-nucleotide messenger RNA. The record is from the annotation of a GenBank genome assembly. NCBI's taxonomy places the organism in Eukaryota, Metazoa, Arthropoda, Arachnida, Sarcoptiformes, Oppiidae.
GAUGUGAACACGAGUUCGGGUUCAGUGAGGGGUCAGACACUCCAUGUCUUGAAUCGCUCUAUACAUCAAUUCUUGAAUAUACCCUACGCUGAGCCCCCUUUAGGCCCACUCAGGUUCGCACCUCCUUUACCACUUAAGGAGCCCAGAAAGGUUAUUAUUGAUGGCACAAAACCCGGCAAUUAUUGCAUUCAAAACAUAAUAAAGUUUAUUGAUGAAGGAUAUGAACCCACCUCUAGUGAAGACUGUCUGGUAUUAAGUAUAUGGACACCAAAUGUGGACAAUAGUAAUGAUAAUCACCAGAAAGUGGGUCUAAAACCAGUCAUGUUCUCCAUAUAUGGCGGAGCUCUGAGUAUUGGAUCAAUAUUUCAAACCGUUUACAACUCUUCAGUGUUGGCCACUAAUGAUGUGGUUGUGGUUGCGGUUAACUAUAGGGUCGGGCCGUUGGGCUUCCUCUACGGCGGCGAUGAGACAGCGCCCGGAAAUGCGGGCUUUUAUGACCAGUUAUUAGGACUCAAAUGGGUUAGAGAAAAUAUACAUCUAUUUGGCGGAGAUAAAAAUCAGAUCACAUUAUUUGGUGCGAGUGCUGGCAGUUGGUCCGUAUCGGCACAUGUAUUGUCUCCGCUAUCGAAAGGUCUGUUUAAGAGGGCUAUUAUGCAGAGCGGGUCCGUUAUGUAUAACAAAGAUCGUCCGGCGCUCAGCACUGUUGAGGGCCUUCAAAGGGCCAAACAAUUGGCCCGACAUGUAGAACUAAUGGCCGGUGCGACCAAAGAUGAGGGCCUAAUACUGACACUUAUGUUAUACCCAGAAAUGCAAACCGAAAUGACUGAACAAAAGUUGCGGGAAAUUGUGAUCAAAUUAAGUAAUGAAUUUCAUAACAUAGAUGUGGACAAAGUGUGCGAUUAUUAUCUCAAAGGUGUUGACAAAACUAAUUCAUCGCAACUGAAGGCAGCGUUAAAUGCAUUAUAUGGCGAUUUAGUGAUGACUUGUCCCACAUAUCUGUUUGCCAAGAGAUUUGCUACAAAUGGACACAAUGUUUAUUUUUAUCAUUUUAAUUUUCAAAGUCAAUUCUAUGGCAAUAUAUUUGGCGAUACCGGAGACGCCGUAUGUCACGGCGCGGACUUAGCUUUUGUUUACGGCUUUCCAUUGAGACAUCCAAAACUGUUUAGCGAAACUGAAUAUGACUUUAGUAUUGAUGUAAUGAAAAUAUGGACUGAUUUUGCUAAAAAUGGUAAAGCACAUGACGUUUGGCCACAACUUUGGGACAAAUCUGUGAUUCGAGUGAAAGACUUGAAUCCCAACGAUAUGUCACUUAUUCUCAACAAUCCAUACGAGAGUACAUGUGAUGGCAUUUGGAGCCAAUAUUUUUGAUCAAUAAAAUAAGUUAAUUAAAUUGACAAUC